This is a messenger RNA of Polyodon spathula (Mississippi paddlefish), 4219 nucleotides long. Its product is annotated as pre-mRNA 3' end processing protein WDR33-like. The record is from RefSeq and is a predicted model, not a curated record. NCBI's taxonomy places the organism in Eukaryota, Metazoa, Chordata, Actinopteri, Acipenseriformes, Polyodontidae. The coding region runs from base 220 to 3960 and encodes 1246 amino acids. Gene Ontology annotation, molecular function: protein binding. The transcript has 23 exons. Gene Ontology annotation, cellular component: mRNA cleavage and polyadenylation specificity factor complex.
GCGUGCGUGAUGACGCAUGUUCUUGCGCAGAGAGAUGGAGGCCUUUGGGUGACUGCAAGAGAGACGCGAAAAGAAAGAGACCGGAGAAAUUCCCAAAACAAUAUCGGAGCGCAGACAAGUUUAUACCAAGGACUGUGCACAGCACCAGGGACCGGCCCAGGAGUACCUUCCCGGGGACAGAGUCGCAUAUAGAGUGGGUGUGCUGACCCAGGCGACACCAUGGCGACAGAUAUCUCCUCCCCGCCCCGGUUCUUCCACAUGCCACGGUUCCAGCACCAGGCUCCACGGCAGCUUUUCUACAAGCGACCCGACUUUGCUCAGCAGCAGGCCAUGCAGCAGCUCACCUUUGACGGGAAGCGCAUGAGAAAGGCAGUGAACCGCAAAACCAUUGACUACAAUCCUUCUGUCAUUCGCCACAUCGAGAAUCGUUUAUGGCAGAGAGACUAUCGAGAUCUCCGAGUCAUCCAGCCUGAUGCUGGCUAUUACAACGAUCUUGUUCCUCCAGUGGGAAUGCUAAAAAACCCAAUGAAUGCAGUCACCACCAAGUUUGUCAGAACUUCUACCAACAAAGUCAAGUGCCCUGUUUUUGUCGUCCGGUGGACCCCUGAAGGUAGGCGCCUGGUUACUGGGGCCUCCAGUGGAGAGUUCACACUAUGGAAUGGACUGACCUUCAACUUUGAAACCAUUCUACAGGCCCACGACAGCCCUGUGCGAGCCAUGACCUGGUCCCAUAAUGACAUGUGGAUGCUGACAGCAGACCAUGGAGGCUAUGUGAAGUACUGGCAGUCCAACAUGAACAACGUCAAGAUGUUCCAGGCGCACAAGGAGGCGAUUAGAGAGGCCAGUUUCUCACCCACGGAUAAUAAAUUUGCCACUUGCUCCGAUGAUGGAACCGUUCGCAUCUGGGACUUUCAGCGGUGCCAUGAGGAGAGAAUCCUGCGAGGGCAUGGAGCGGAUGUGAAGUGUGUGGAUUGGCAUCCUACAAAAGGGUUGGUGGUUUCAGGGAGCAAAGACAGCCAGCAGCCAAUCAAGUUCUGGGAUCCAAAGACAGGACAGAGCCUCGCGACUCUACACGCCCACAAGAACACUGUCAUGGAGGUGAAGUGGAAUCUGAAUGGUAAUUGGCUGCUCACUGCAUCACGUGACCACCUGUGUAAGCUGUUUGAUGUGCGCAACCUGAAGGAGGAGCUACAGGUCUUCCGGGGGCACAAGAAGGAGGCUACAGCCGUGGCCUGGCACCCGGUACAUGAGGGCCUCUUUGCCAGCGGAGGCUCUGAUGGGUCCCUGCUCUUCUGGCACACUGGUGUUGAAAAGGAGGUGGGGGGCAUGGAGAUGGCCCAUGAAGGGAUGAUUUGGAGCUUAGCCUGGCACCCACUGGGCCACAUUCUUUGUUCUGGAUCCAAUGACCACACUAGUAAAUUCUGGACUAGAAAUCGCCCUGGGGAUAAAAUGAGGGACCGAUAUAACCUGAACCUCUUAUCGGGAAUGUCAGAAGAUGGGGUGGAGUAUGAAGAUAUUGAGCCCAACAGUAUGGCUGCCAUCCCGGGAAUGGGGAUCCCAGAGCAGUUGAAGAUGGCCAUGGAACAAGAGCAAACUGGUAAGGAAGAGCUGGAUGAAGUGGAGAUGACAAUCCCUGGUCUGGACUGGGGGGUGGAGGAGAUGAUGCUGAAGGAUCUGAAGAAAGUUCCUCAGAAGAAAGUGCCCUAUGCCAAGCCCAUCCCAGCACAGUUCCAACAGGCUUGGGCAGAGAACAAGGUGCCAGCACUGCCCCCUGGGGAGGUCCCGAAAGAGAGGAAGGACGAGAAGAAGGUAGACUUGAAAAAGAAAACGCAAGCAGAAAUUGAGCAAGAAAUGGCAGCCCUACAGUACACCAACCCACUACUCUUAGAGCAAAUGAAGAUUGAACGGAUGGCACAAAAGCAAUCGGAACAGGGGCCUCCCCCCCUACAGGGUGCUAUGUCCAACUUCCCAGGUCAAGGGCCCAUGCCUACUCCUCUACAAGGCUUCCAGUCUUCCCUCCCACCACAGCAGAUGCCCCCCAACAUGCCUCCUAUGGGUCCCACUGGCCCACAGGGACCUUUUAUUCCCCCGGGACAAAUGGGCCCCCCUGGACCCCAGCACCACCAGGGCCCCCCAGGCCCACAGGGCUUCAUGGGUCCCCAAGAUAUGCACGGGCCCCAGGGCAUGCAGAGGCACCCAGGCCCUCAAGGGCACAUGGGGCAUCAGGGGCCACCAGGGAUGUCUGGCAAGGGAAUGCACGGGCCUCCUGGAAUGCCCCCUGGACCCAGAGGGAUGCCUGGACCACCUCUGGGUGGAAUGCAGGGACCUCCAGGAGGCAUGAUGGGUCCCCCACCCCGUGGAAUGGGGCCACAAAACAAUCAGGCACCCCAUCCCCAAGGAGGCAUGAUGGGCCCCCAGGACAUGAGAAUGCCUCCAACACAGGGAGGUAUGAUGGGCCACCCGCCACCACAGGACAUGAGGGGACCACCCAUGCAAGGGGCAAUGAUGGGGCCUCCUCCUAUUGGGCCACAGGGACAGCAGAACCCCCCUAGGGUAGCCCAAGUCUUGCAUGGACACAGCAACAUGCAAGGAUCUGGGGGCAUGCAUGGGCCUGGGCACUUAUCGGGGCCAGGAAGCAUGCAAGGACCUGGCACUAUGCAGGGACCACCCACGUUCAUGCAGCAAGGCAAGCCGCCCCUGUUGGGUGAAGGGCCCAGACCACCAUUCAGCCAGGGGGGACAGACUCAAGGGCCGCCUCCAUUGAUGUCUGGAUUGGUGCAGCAGGGACCAGGUCCCAACAGCAAAGGAGACUCUCGUGGCCCCCCAAACCACCACUUGGGAGGACCUCCGGAUCGUCGGGGCCCUGAAGGAGGUAUGGGUCCAGACCAGGCCUCAGAGAGGGGAGCCUCUUAUUGGGGGGAGACCCGUGAUAGCCAUCGAGGCCCAGCCCCUGAAUUUGAGGGUCCGGAUGAGCGGUUCCACCCACAGGGAGGGGAGGGCUGGCGGCAGCAGCCCACGCAGCAGCAGCCCCAGCAUGGACAGAACCAAGAGUUCCGAGAUGGGGAUGGGCGGGGCCACCACAGGGGUGGGCCCCAAGGUGGCUGGGAGGGGCGAAGGCACUCUGAAGAAAGGUUUCCACAUGACGGCGAGGAUCCACGGUACAGGGGCCGCCGAGAAGAAAGGUUUGAGAAGUAUGAGGCACCCGAUGAGGAAUUCGACCCACAGCAGCAGCAACGACCAAGAGAGCAGCAAAGGCCUGGACGGCACAGCCAGGAGUUUGAGCACGAGCAGGCUGAUGAAUCGUUCCAUAGAGGGGGAACCUCUCGACAGGAGGGUCGAGCUGGGCGGGGCUACUCGGAGCAGUUUGUCGGCAAGGAUUUCGAGGAGGAGAAAGGAAGGGGUUGGGAUGCUGGAGGAAGAGGGCGUGGCCGCGGAACACAAAGAGGAGGAGGGCGGAAGGGUCUGCUUCCUACUCCAGAUGAGUUCCCGCCUCAUUUUGAAGGGGGGCGCAAACCUGAAUCCUGGGAAGUAACACGAGAGCAGGGCAAUGAGCACUUCAGGGAUGGCUUGCUCCCAGAGCACUCUGCCCGGGACAGCGCCUCCCCGGCCAGCAGGGAGCGCUCCUCCUCUCUGCAGGGCAUGGACAUGGCUUCCCUCCCUCCUCGCAAGAGACCCUGGUACGACGGGGCCGGGACAGCGGACCCCAGGGAACGAGAUUCCCCAGGAGGGGCUCCUGAGGAGAGGCCUGCAGUUCGAGGAGGCGGCUCUUCCCAGCGCAACAUGAAACGGUCAAGCUCUCAGGACAGGGAGCACCACCGUGAGGAGGCUGGCUACACCCGCGGGGGAGGAGGCCGGGGCGGGCCUGGCUGGGGGAGAGGAGGAGGAAGGAACAUGAACAGCUCCCGUCAAUCACGGCGGGGUCCGUCACGUGGAUCUUCGAGAGGGGCACGAGGCCGGUAGGGCCACGAGAACUGGGACAAUGUUUCACCUCAACACCACUGAAAGGGACACAUGAGUCUGAACUGGGUGGGGAACCAGCAUCUUUCUGGAAUAUGCUACUGGGACACCUGAGGGGGGCUGGUCUGAUGCAGCCUGUCCACUAUAGGCAUGCACACAUUAGGGCAGCUCACACAGGUAUGCAGGGUGUACUCUGUGUGGGGGUCCAUCACGACCGAAGCCAAGCUGUCACUUCUUCAUUCAUGUAGAAUCUCUUUGCAUC